Durio zibethinus is the source of this 2275-nucleotide messenger RNA. RefSeq names its product putative inactive receptor kinase At5g67200. The record is from RefSeq and is a predicted model, not a curated record. Gene Ontology annotation, biological process: protein phosphorylation. Gene Ontology annotation, molecular function: ATP binding; protein binding; protein kinase activity. Lineage: Eukaryota; Viridiplantae; Streptophyta; Magnoliopsida; Malvales; Malvaceae.
UUCCCCAAAUACAGGCACCAUAACUUCAAUCUUGUGAAACACAGACACAAGUAUGAGAAAACAAAGCUAAAAUCAAAAACAAAAACAAUGUCCAAAGCUUUGCUUCCUCUCUUCUUCUUCUUCUUGACAUGCUUUUCUAAGCCUAUAACUUACACUCCAAAAGCCAGCUUACUUUUCCCAUCCGACGCCGUUUCCAUCCUCUCCUUUAAAUCCAAGGCCGACCUCGACAACAAACUCCUUUACGAGCUCAACGAGCGCUUCGACUACUGCCAAUGGCAAGGCGUCAAAUGUGCUCAAGGCCGUGUCGUCCGCUAUAUCCUCCAGAAUUCAGACUUACGUGGCAUUUUCCCCGCCGAUUCUCUCACUCGCCUCGACCAGCUCCGUGUCCUCAGUCUCCAUAACAACUCGUUGUCGGGUCCGAUCCCCGACUUGUCCUCUCUUUACAACCUUAAAUCCCUGUUUUUGGACCGUAACAAUUUUUCUGGCACUUUCCCUCCUUCUGUCUUACUUCUUCAUAGAAUAACUUCUCUCGAUCUUUCUUACAAUGGUUUAACCGGUCCGAUGCCGGCUAACUUAACCGUUUUGGACCGGUUAAAAAUCCUCCGGCUCGAGUGGAACCGGUUUAACGGAACGGUCCCGCCUUUAAACCAAUCAUUUCUACUCAUUUUCAAUGUUUCAGGAAACAAUCUUACUGGAAAAAUACCGGUCACCCGGACUUUAUCGAAGUUCAAUACGACGGCGUUCUCAUUGAACCCUAAUUUAUGUGGAGAGAUUAUCAACAAAGCCUGCACUUCACGUGCUCCAUUUUUCGGUUCUCCUUCAGCGUCAGGUCCGCUAGGGCAAAGCGCGGAGGUUCAAGGCAGCGGCGCCAACAGUGGAGGGAUUUUAGUUCUUACACCGCCAUCCUCACCGAAGAAGAAGCACCAGAAAACUACGGCGGUCUUGGGGUUUACCUUCGGAAUUGCUUUGAUAAUAUUUUCAGUUUUGUUAGCUUUAGCUUUGGUUAGAAAACAAAGCGGUAAAAAGAGACUGGACUCAAAAGAAACAAAGCCAACAACAAUAGUUUCAUCAGAAGCAACGAACUCAAACCUAGGAAACCCAAAAACCCAAGUUGAAGAAGUUUCGGAGAGAAAAUUAGUAAUAUCCGAAGUUCAAAAGCCGAAAAAGAGUGGGAAUUUAGUGUUUGUUGCUGGUGAAGUUGAAGGUUACAGUUUAGAACAGCUAAUGAGAGCUUCAGCUGAGUUAUUAGGGAGGGGUACGAUGGGGACCACGUAUAAGGCAGUGGUUGAUGGGCAGUUGAUUUUGACGGUGAAGAGAUUGGAUGCUGGGAAAACGGGGGUGACCAGCGGUGAAGUUUUUGAGCAACAAAUGGAUGCCGUUGGAGGGCUGAGACACCCCAAUUUGGUGCCAAUUAGAGCUUAUUUUCAAGCUAAAGGAGAAAGGCUCGUGAUCUAUGAUUAUCAACCCAAUGGAAGCGUUUACAACCUCGUUCAUGGUUCAAGAUCAACAAGGGCAAAGCCUCUUCAUUGGACGUCAUGUUUAAAGAUAGCAGAAGAUGUUGCCCAGGGCCUUGCUUACAUCCACCAAGCAUCAAGGCUUGUCCAUGGCAACUUGAAAUCCUCCAACGUGCUCCUUGGGACUGAUUUCGAAGCCUGUCUCACCGACUACUGCCUUGCUGUCCUUGCAGACUCUUCUUCUACUGAAGAUCCUGAUUCUGCUGCCUAUAAAGCUCCUGAGAUUCGAAAAUCAAACGGCAGACUCACUCCCAAGUCUGAUGUUUAUGCAUUUGGUGUCUUCCUGCUGGAGCUUUUGACGGGUAAACAUCCAUCACAACAUCCUGUGCUUGUGCCCCAUGACGUAAUGGAAUGGGUUAGAACAAUGCGAGAAGAUGAUGGUGGGGAAUAUCACCGGCUUGGAAUGCUAACUGAAGUUGCUAGCGUUUGUAGCUUGAAAUCACCGGAGCAGAGGCCGCCGAUGUGGCAAGUGUUAAAGAUGAUACAGGAGAUCAAGAAGAGUGCAAUGAUAGAGGAUAGUGCAUCUUUUGGGUAUUCAUAACAAUAUAGAAUGAAUCAAAUAUUUGUUGAUGCUAAGAAUGAAGCAAAUUGGAAUUUGCUGUGUGGUGUUCAGGCUUAGCCGAGAAAUUUAUUCAAGCUCCUGUAUAUGACAAUCUGAUUUCAUUUAUUACACGUGAGAUAGAUCAUAUGAUGUUACCAAAGGCUUUAUUAGCUAUUUUUCAUAUCAGCGUCGCAGUAUAAAGAUUAAAAAAAAAAGAGAU